Molecule: messenger RNA, 747 nt
Organism: Labeo rohita (rohu)
Lineage: Eukaryota; Metazoa; Chordata; Actinopteri; Cypriniformes; Cyprinidae
Gene: agrp
Product: agouti related neuropeptide
Exons: 4
Coding region: 81-461 (126 amino acids)
Biological process (GO): positive regulation of feeding behavior; neuropeptide signaling pathway; hormone-mediated signaling pathway
Cellular component (GO): extracellular region
Molecular function (GO): type 1 melanocortin receptor binding; neuropeptide hormone activity
Source: RefSeq, a predicted model, not a curated record
CUGGGACGCGGAACUCUGCAGUGAAUACAACCGGAUCACUACAAGUGUGAAGUUUAUCUUGUUUUUGAGUUUGAGUGAUUAUGAUGCUGAACGUAGCUAUUGUCAGCUGGACUUUGAUGAAUGUCAUGGUGAUGGCAUCACAUCCAAACCUGAGGCGUAGUGAAAGCUCCUUUGCUCUGUCUGACACAGACUUACCACCUGGAGUGGAACACCUUGAAAUAAACUCAGCAGAAGAAAAACUGCUAGCAGACCUUGAAUCCUAUGAUGAGGAUCUGAGUAAAGUCAUACAGCUGCAGAGAAGAGGCACACGUUCUCCCAGCCGCUGCAUCCCUCAUCAGCAGUCCUGCCUGGGCCAUCACCUGCCCUGCUGCAACCCAUGCGAUACGUGUUACUGCCGUUUCUUUAAGGCCUUCUGUUACUGCCGUAGCAUGGAUCACACUUGCAAGCACGAAUAUGCAUAGUGCCAAAUUCUACUCUGAAAUUAUUUAUUUGUCACUACAGAAUGUAUAUGUGGAUAGUGUAAAUAUACAGCCUCACGCUAUCUACAGACAAGUUUGUUACAAUAUAAUGGUCAAUAAUGUUUAAUAAUAAAGCAGCACAAGCAUAAAGAGUGCACUUUGGCUCCUAACAUUUCAAAUUUGUAUUGCUGCAGUUUUAUGGUGUAAUUUUAUUGCAAUUUUAAGGUCUAUAUCUACUCAAAUAUUGUCUCAAAAAUUUUGUAUAUAUGCAUUCAAUAAACUCUGAUUA